AUGAGUGUAUUCUUCAACAGUUUCUUGUUCUCACUCAAGCCAAUGACGAAUGCCAAUGAAUACCAUGCCGAGAUGUAUGGGGUACAUACAUGGCUCGUGCCCAUAAAAAGCCCUAUCGUCUUCGAGGGGGAUGCACCGCCCGACCCAGGAUACCUCCAUCUACAUGCAUAUGUGACAGAUGUGCUCCAACAAAGUGGUGCGGGGAAGGUCAUUGAUAGGAUUCUUAAAUGUCUCCCUACAUGGAUGUGCCCGACGGAUAUAAUUGACCUUCAGGGAGUCUUGGACAUGCUUAACCUUCGUUAUUCGCUGGUAACAGCUUUGAAUUUACCUGCGUACGGUGAUAUUCUUUUUUAA
Molecule: messenger RNA, 354 nt
Organism: Desarmillaria tabescens
Lineage: Eukaryota; Fungi; Basidiomycota; Agaricomycetes; Agaricales; Physalacriaceae
Exons: 2
Coding region: 1-354 (117 amino acids)
Source: RefSeq, a predicted model, not a curated record